This is a messenger RNA of Striga asiatica, 615 nucleotides long. NCBI's taxonomy places the organism in Eukaryota, Viridiplantae, Streptophyta, Magnoliopsida, Lamiales, Orobanchaceae. The record is from the annotation of a GenBank genome assembly.
AUGGUGAAACAGGUGAUGGGAACUACACUGAUCUUUCUGCAUCACAAUGGUCAUUGGAUUGAUUUGCAGAUAUACACUGACUAUGACGUAUGCGGUAUUGUAGUCAAUAAUGACUGUAGUUUCAGUGUAUUAUGUGACAUUAUUGCGGAUAAAUUGAAGAUCAACUUAGCAGAUAAAAAUUUGAUCAUCAAGUACCAAGUCAAAGAGGCAUAUCCAUCAGUGGAAAUUGAGACGGACAGUAGCUUAAAAUUUUAUCUGGAACUGAAGCAAAGAGAACCUGAUUUUACAAAGUUCCCGUUAUGCAUAACCAUCACGCGAAAGGAAGUCUCAAAUUUUGCUGUAAUGGAACAUGAGCAUAAUUGUCACGUGCAGCCAUUGAGUUUCAUGAAACCUGGAUUCAAAUUUGGAUCAAAUAAAUGUAAAGAAAAAAUCCUUGACUUUGCACAGUCUGCAACUAAUGUAAUGUUAGCGCAAGCCGAACACACCGCAGCCCAGCUUGAAAAUUCUACAAAAAGUGGUUGUGUAGGCAUUUCGGUUCCAGUGAUAAAGUGCUCUGCAUAUGAUGCCACAAACAACCCGGAAUCGCUGAACAAACACGACAAAUAUAAGAUUUGA